Odobenus rosmarus divergens (Pacific walrus) is the source of this 1248-nucleotide messenger RNA. RefSeq names its product sarcoglycan, beta (43kDa dystrophin-associated glycoprotein) (gene SGCB). Gene Ontology annotation, cellular component: sarcolemma; sarcoglycan complex. Gene Ontology annotation, biological process: muscle organ development. The transcript has 6 exons. Lineage: Eukaryota; Metazoa; Chordata; Mammalia; Carnivora; Odobenidae. The coding region runs from base 32 to 991 and encodes 319 amino acids. The record is from RefSeq and is a predicted model, not a curated record.
CGGGGAGAGCGGCGGCGCCGGGCGCGGGAAGAUGGCGGCAACGGCGGCGGCGGCGGCGGCAGAGCAGCAAAGUUCCAAUGGUCCUGUAAAGAAGUCCAUGCGUGAGAAGGCUGUCGAGAGAAGGAACGUCAAUAAGGAGCACAAUAGUAAUUUCAAAGCUGGAUACAUUCCAAUUGAUGAAGAUCGCCUCCAUAAAACAGGAUUGAGAGGGAGAAAGGGCAGUCUGGCCAUCUGUGUCAUCAUCCUCUUGUUUAUCCUGGCUGUCAUCAAUUUAAUUAUAACACUUGUUAUCUGGGCUGUGAUUCGCAUCGGACCAAAUGGCUGUGACAGCAUGGAGUUUCAUGAAAGUGGCCUGCUUCGGUUUAAGCAAGUGUCUGACAUGGGAGUUAUACAUCCUCUUUAUAAGAGCACCGUAGGAGGAAGGCGAAAUGAAAACUUGGUUAUCACUGGCAACAACCAGCCUAUUGUUUUUCAGCAAGGAACAACAAAGCUCAGUGUAGAAAAGAACAAAACUUCUAUUACAAGUGACAUUGGUAUGCAAUUUUUUGACCCGAGGACUCAGAAUAUCUUAUUCAGCACAGACUAUGAAACUCACGAGUUUCAUUUGCCAAGUGGAGUGAAAAGUUUGAACGUUCAAAAAGCAUCUACUGAAAGGAUUACCAGCAAUGCUACUAGUGACUUAAAUAUAAAAGUUGACGGGCGUGCUAUCGUGCGUGGAAAUGAAGGUGUAUUCAUUAUGGGCAAAACCAUUGAAUUUCACAUGGGUGGUAAUAUGGAGUUAAAGGCAGAAAACAGCAUCAUCCUAAAUGGAACUGUGAUGGUUAGCACAAGUCGCCUACCUAGUUCCUCCAGUGGAGACCAGUUUGGGACUGGCGACUGGGUGCGCUACAAGCUCUGUAUGUGUGCGGAUGGAACGCUCUUCAAAGUACAAGUAACAGGCCAGAACAUGGGCUGCCAGAUCUCAGACAACCCCUGUGGAAACACUCACUAGAAGAACCCGGGAAUUCACCCAUGUGUUCAUAUCUUGACUUGACUUUUUUUAAGAGUGUGCAUGCAAGUCAUGUUUUUAGAGAGCUUGCAAUAACUCUUAUUUUAUCUACAGCACUACUGUAGCUAUUAUAUAAUCUCCAUAUUUAAAAGAGCUCUCAGAGAGCCUAAAUUUUAAUACAUUUCAUUAAGUUGCACUGAUCUUCAAAUUACAGUUCUAAAGUAAUUAUCAGAAGUGAAUACAAGCAAAAUUAAUCUUUA